AUGGCGGAUGCACAAUGGAUUUCAGUCGUCGACUAUUUACAGUCUGACAUAGGUUUUAACACUAAAAAUUUCGGUACUAUCCGUGAACAUUAUCAACAAGAAUGUGGUGGAUCAUUUCCUGUGGUGAUUGACGAUUUUGCAAUUAAAAAAGUAGCACAACAACUUAAAAUUAAAAUUGAUGAUGAGAAUGAUUUUGGAUUAUUAUGUGAUUGUGUUAUAUCUUCAAAUGCAGAUGAUUCUCAGUUAGUUGCACAGACUAGAUUUGAUAAUGCAAUACCAUCACAACAUCGAUCAACUUUGAAAAAAUCAAAUAUUAUUUCUUCCAAAACAAAUUCAGUUACUACUACUGUUAAUAAAGAUUCAUCUCCAUUGAACAAUGGUGAUAGUGCAAAGUUACUUAAUGAGAUUGAUUGUUUGGUUAACAUUAAAAUGGCUUUUUCUCAAGUAUCUACUUUUAUUCGAUCAUUUCUACUACAACCAAUCUCGGAAUUAGAUCAAUCAUUACAAAUCCCUACUAUAUCAACAUCGAAUCCGACCACUGACCAACAAUCAUUUGUUCUCGAUGUUAAUUGCCUACUCUAUUUAUUUAUUCGAGAACAAAUGUCCAAACAUUCUGUCGUUAUAUCAACGGUUCAUUUCAAUUCGACUCGUUUUCGUCUUGUUGAAUCGAUUCGAUUGAAUGACGAAUUCGAUCGAUGGGAAUAUGAUCAUUUACGUGGUCUAUUUGAUUUAGAGCUUGUACCUCAUGAUAACAAUACUCGAUUUCCAAAUCGAUGGCAUUUAGCUGAUAAUGUUUCGAUCUAUUGUCAAAUUAAAACAAUCAAUAACAAUGAACAAAAAACAUCAUUAUCACAUUUCGAUAGAUUAUAUACGAACUCACUCGACACAUUUGUACGAAAUGUUUGUGCACAAGAGAAUAAUAGUCGAAGCGAUGAUUGGUUAAAAGCACUUCGAGAUACAGAAAUAGUAAACUUUGAACAUUUGGCUAGUCUAGAUCGAACAGAAUGGGAUAGAAUUCCAGGUUUGACUGUAAAUGCAAAGCGAAUAUUGAGAGCAGCAACUGAUCGACAUCGAAUAAGUAAUGUUAGCGAACAACGUCGACAAAUUACAAAUAGUUCUAAAAAUGAAAAUAAAGAAAAGACUGAAGUUCUUGACAUAUCAGAGAAUUUAUCAAUAUCCAACUCUGAACUUUAUGCAAAUCUGCAUUUGAUUAAACUAUAUGUAUGUGAUAUAUUACGUGAUCAACCAGCAGUAAAAAGAUUUGGUAAUUUAUCUAAACUUGAAACAAAAUGUUUAGAUGAAGCAUUUAAAGAAAUGCAAUCUGAAGGUUUUGUCGACGAUGGUUUAUUUUCGAGAAUGAAAGAAUUUUUUCUUCCACUCACUAUCUCUCAACAAGAAUUGCAUUUACAUUGGUCAUCAGAUGGACAUAUUCAACGUAGUUGGUCAGAAAGACGUGAAAAGUUACUUGGAAAUCUCAAUGAACUCAAAACUAAUCAUGAGAAAGAGGUAAAACAAUAUGAUAAAUAUAACGAUGAAAUAAGUAGAGUAGAGAAAAGUAUUGAUGAUGCACAACGGUGUUAUUUUAAUAAAGCAGCAACGUUGCAUUCAAAGAGCAAUAAUAUCGAACAUACAGGAACUAUAAAUCCAUUGAGAUUAUUCAGAUGGAAGUCAAGAAGGCAUACUAAAGAACAGGCUCUAAUUCUUCAUCAAGCAUAUAAAGACUUCGAACAACAGAAGUCCAGUCUACUUAAAAAAUUGAAUGAAUUACAAGAGAUGAGAAAUACUAUUAGAAUGAAAAUCACGGAUUUCGAGACACAAAUUGAAGAAGAAAAGGAACGUUUGAAUAUGAUCGAAACGAAUUUGAACACACCUCAGCAACCUGUUGAUAAUCAACUAGUUAAACCUCCACGUGGUCUACUUUUAUAUGGGCCUCCAGGUACUGGUAAAUCAGAUAUAUUGAGUAAAUUGGCAAAAAAAAUAGGUAUAGUAAUGGUGGGCCCACCAUUAGCAGCUGGUGAAUUAAAUCGACCACUUGUUGGAGAAAGUGAACGCAUAAUAAUUGCAUUAUGUUCACGUUGUAAUCAAAUACCAUAUGCUAUGUGUUGUGUAUCAAUUGAUGAAAUUGAUUCAUUAGCACCGAAACGUGGUCAAGAUUCAAGUGAAGGCAAAAUAGAUAAGAUUUCUGUGCUUUUAUCACUAAUUGAAGGCAUCAAAGAUAUAUCGAAUUUAAUGAUUUUGAGUGCAACUAACCGUUUACAUAUAAUGGAUGAAGCAUUUUUACGUCGUAUGUCAGGUAAAUUUUUUGUUGGUCGACCAUCAUCAAAUGCACGUCGUAGUAUUCUUCAAAAAAUACCAUUUUGGGCUCUCGAACCAGAAGUACUCGAUCAACUAUCAAUUGCUACAACAAAUUUUAGUGGAGCUGCUGUCAAAGCAUUGACACGAGCAAUCACUGUUAAAUGUAUUAAAAUGAAGCUUUCAGAACCUAUGGGUGAAAUUGAAGCACUUCAACUAGCUGAUCUUAUAGCUCAACAAUAUCAAAUAUUUAUUGGUAGUGAAACAUUACCUCGUUUACUUUUACGUAAUCAACUUAUUGAAACUAAUCACCAUCCUUAUCAAUUACCACGAACUAUAACAUAUACAGGACGUAUAAUUGUCGAUUUACAAAAUCAACGUAUACGUAUUGAAAUAAUUACAAAAAAACCUAACACAAAUAAUAAUCAAAUAUCAGUUGUCGAACGUAAAUUAUAUCCAUAUGAAACAAAUGUUCAAACUCUACUUGAACGUUUAACAGCAUAUGGAAAAAGUCGUAAUGUUCAACUUCUUCAAUUAAUUGAUCUCAAUUUAUUGGCAUCACAAGGUGCUUACGAUGAAAGAAAAGUCUAUGAAUUAUUAAAAGAUCGUUAUGAUGAAUGUAUUUCUUAUUCACGUUCAAUGAUUGUCUACGAUCUAGAUGCAUUAGUUGGUAUACAUAAAACACAAUCAUAUUCGAAUGCGAGUCCAUCAAUUUCAUGUUCAGUACAUAAUCAAAGUAUAUAUACAUAUGUACUUGCUCGAUUUCGUGAUCGAGUUAUGGAAGAUAUUCACAAAAAUGAAACAGACAAUGUUGAACGAUGGGCAAUCGCUGUAAUUCGUGAACCAUUUCUAUUACGACAAUUUGCUGAAGAAACACAAUUUCCACGUACAUAUCAAGAACAAGAAGAAUUAGAAUUAGAAAGACGCAUGGCUGAAGAACUUAUCAAAUGUGUUAAAUGUAAAGAUUUUUAUAUUGAAAAUGACAAUCGUUUUGGUAGUUGCAGUCAUCAUGAUGGUUUCGUUUAUGAUAAUUCGGCAGCUGAUCCAACAAUAUAUGCACCAAGUGAUGCAGCUAAGAUAUUAAAUAAACUUGAACGUAAGGCUCUUAAUGAUGUUAAUCAACGUAACGAAUAUGAACGACAAAAAACAAAAUUCAAAUGGAUCUGUUGCGAUGAAACAUUCAUAACAAUAUAUAAAGGUGGUUGUAAGAAAGGUAAACAUGGAUUUUUUCUUAAUGGAAAUGAGUCAUCUGGUCGACAAGUAACAAAUAAGAAAAUCAAUCGAUGUGAACAAGCGACUAUUGAACAAUGGGAAGACUUUUGUUGUAAUAAUGCAGAAUAUGAGGAAAAAUUGGAGUCAUUAUUGAAUGAUAAGUGA
Molecule: messenger RNA, 3669 nt
Organism: Rotaria sordida
Lineage: Eukaryota; Metazoa; Rotifera; Eurotatoria; Philodinida; Philodinidae
Source: the annotation of a GenBank genome assembly